AAAAUUUCUAAUUGUUUUAUUAGCAUACUCAAAUGCAAGUCUCAAUUCAUGGUAAGUAUUAAAAAUUCCAGUGAAAUAUGACGCAACACUACUUGUUUCCUUCAAGCGAUUGCGAGUCCGCCAACUCCCGGACAACCUCGAAUCUGCCACCAACCUGCUCCCAGGCGUCAAGCCGCCAUUCGGGCGUCCAAAGAAUUCACCCGCAGUCCGGCUUCAGCGAUCCUUUCGAAGUGUUUUGCGACCAAGACUACGAAGGUGGAGGUUGGAUCGUGAUCCAGAAUCGCUACCAAGGGUCGGUUCACUUUAACCGCGGAUGGCGUGAUUACGAGCGCGGAUUUGGCAACAUAGCUGGUGAAUUUUGGCUUGGUUUGCGCAAAAUUCACGAGCUGACGUAUUCCAAUCGAUACGAACUACGCGUACUGCUGGAGGACUGGGAUGGAACUCGAGCGGUGGCACGGUACAGUGACUUUUUGGUGGCUGGUCCGGAGGACAAGUACCAGCUGAGGAGCUUGGGCAGCUUCAGUGGUGAUGCGGGAGAUUCGAUGAGUUACAACCUCAACAUGAGCUUCAGUACAUUUGACGAGGACAACGACGCGGUUCCGAGCAAUUGUGCCGUGAGUUUGAAAGGAGCUUGGUGGUACAGGGAUUGUUCGUUGAGGUAACCGUUUUUUAUCACCUGUAUGGAAGAAAAUAAAUUAUA
Molecule: messenger RNA, 700 nt
Organism: Culex quinquefasciatus (southern house mosquito)
Lineage: Eukaryota; Metazoa; Arthropoda; Insecta; Diptera; Culicidae
Product: microfibril-associated glycoprotein 4-like
Source: RefSeq, a predicted model, not a curated record